Molecule: messenger RNA, 864 nt
Organism: Bactrocera latifrons
Lineage: Eukaryota; Metazoa; Arthropoda; Insecta; Diptera; Tephritidae
Product: protein yellow-like
Cellular component (GO): extracellular region
Source: RefSeq, a predicted model, not a curated record
GGAGAGCAUAAGCUGAUGAUAACAAUUCUUUCAAAAAUACACAAGCAAACACUUGUGGAAGCAGAAUCUUAAUACUUUUGACUUUAAAUAAUUUUAUUUCUUUUUUAAAAUUGUCAGAAGAUAAUUCACAAACACGCAGUUAACAUAAAGUUGUCGAGACACUGAAAAUUAUAAUUAUUGUGGUCACAUCUUUAAAGAUUUUUUGAGUUCCAGACUUUAUAGCAAAAGUUGCACAAAGAUAACCAGCAUUAUGUGGAGAGCAUUCUUCGUUAUACCGAUAUUGGCUUUAACGCCAAACACCAUACUCAGUGUUGAACUACGCGAGUUGGAGACUGUCUAUGAGUGGAAAAAAGUAGAAUAUGGCUUCGCUGCGGAGGAAGAUCGCCAAGACGCAAUAGACAAUGAAAACUUAGUACCAGAAAACGCAACACCCAUCGAUGUAGCUGUCGACUACCACUUUCCGCCUUUUGCGUCGACCUCUUGAUGACAUACAGAAGGUGUCCACCUCAAAUAAAUCUCAUAGCGAGUCAGGGUCCAGCUCAAGUAAAUCUCAGAGUGAUUCAGGGUCCUCCUCAGAUGAAUCUCAGAGUGAGUCAGGAUCCUCCUCAGAUGAAUCUCAGAGUGAUUCAGGGUCCAGCUCAAAUGAAUCUCAGAGGGAUUCAGGAUCCUCCUCAGAUUGAAUAGCUGAUCUUAAUUUCAUUUUGCAAAAGCUUAGUAAUUCUUGGCAUUGCAUAAACUUUUUAUUGCACAUUACUGCACAAUGAUUAUAUAGACUAUUUGUAUCCUAUAACUUUCUUUUCUCUGCAGAAAGCACGAUAUUCAAAUUCAAGAACAUUUAUUAGCACUAUAAUUAUUUAUAAUAUA